Molecule: messenger RNA, 4408 nt
Organism: Etheostoma spectabile (orangethroat darter)
Lineage: Eukaryota; Metazoa; Chordata; Actinopteri; Perciformes; Percidae
Gene: coro2aa
Product: coronin 2Aa
Exons: 13
Coding region: 338-1909 (523 amino acids)
Molecular function (GO): actin filament binding
Source: RefSeq, a predicted model, not a curated record
UGUUCACACACACACUCGGCUUCAUGCUGAACGCACAAAACCACCGUCUCCUCUGACUGUCUGUGCACAUCAAAGAAGAAGCUUGGUUAGGACUUUGCUCAGGCAGUAGUAAGAUUUUGGACCCGCUGUGGGUGUGCGGGGGUGUGUGUGUGUGUGUGUGUUUUGAGUGUAAAAGCAGUGUUGAUCCAUGUGCUUGAGAUAAUGCAAGACAAGUGAUUUUUGUUUAUGGGGGGUAGGGGGGUUGCAGUUUGCCACUCAGACGCAGAUACGUAACUUUUUCUCACCAACUUCAGGACCCACUGCUCCUUCUUGUGCCAGUGUCAUCUCACUCGACAGGAUGACAUGGCGUCCUCAGUACCGCAGCUCCAAGUUCCGCCACGUGUUUGGUAAGGCCGCCGCCAAGGAGAGCUGCUAUGAUGGUGUGCCAAUCACACGCAGCGUCCAGGACAACAACUUCUGUGCUGUCAAUCCACGUUUCCUGGCAGUCAUCACUGAGUGUGCAGGGGGAGGGGCCUUCCUCGUCCUCUCUAUCAAUCAUACAGGUAAAGUGGAUCCUCUCCACCCCCGAAUAUCGGGCCACAGAGGCAACGUCUUAGACGUCAAAUGGAAUCCCUUCAACGACUUCUGCAUCGCCUCCUGCUCUGAGGACACCACGGUAAAAGUGUGGGAAAUCCCUCCUCAUGGUGUGCUGAAGAACCUCACAUCACCAUGGAAGGAGCUUCAGGGUCACAGCCGCAGAGUGGGCCUCAUUGAGUGGCACCCAACUGCUAACAACAUCCUCUUCAGUACAGCCUAUGACUACCAGGUGAUGAUCUGGAACCUAGACUGUCCAGAACAGGUGAUGAAGAAUCCUGUGCGGACAAUCAGCAGCCACACAGACGUCGUUCUCUCCAUGUCUUUCAACACAGACGGCAGCCUCCUCGCCACCACCUGCAAGGACAGGAAGGUUCGACUCAUAGAGUCACGCUCAGGAAACCUACUGCAGGAAGCCAACUGCAAGAAGCACAAAGCCAGCAAGGUGCUGUUUCUAGGUAACAUGAAGAUGCUCUUCACAUCAGGCACUUCACGUUGGAACGACCGACAGUUUGCUCUGUGGGAUCAGGAUGAUCUGUCUGUGCCUUUGUUAGAAGAGAACUUGGAUGGUUCGUCUGGAGUCCUUUUUCCUUUCUACGACCCCGACACACAUAUGCUGUACCUUGCGGGGAAGGGUGACGGAAAUAUGAGGUACUAUGAGAUCAGCUCAGAAAAACCGUACAUCCACUACCUAACAGAGUACCGCUCAAACCUACCUCAGAAAGGAAUGGGCGUGAUGCCAAAGAGAGGUCUGGAUGUGAGCUCCUGUGAGGUGUUCAGGUUCUACAAACUGGUGACAACCAAGAGCCUCAUUGAGCCUCUUUCCAUGAUCGUACCCCGCAGGUCAGAGUCAUACCAAGAAGACAUCUAUCCAAUGACGGCUGGUAACAAGCCUGCUUUGACUGCAGAGGAGUGGCUCAGCGGCAUAGAUAAAGGUCCGGUGCUGAUGUCUCUGAAGCCAGGUUGUCAAGUAGCAGAGUCGUACUCAGAGAUGAGCAAGGGACUGGGAAACUCACUGGAUACUCGCCGGUCUCAAAGCAAACCAGGCGCCCUGCAACUGUCAUACAUUCAGGACCAACUGGGAACCAAAGGCGGCAAGGAGGACAGCGGUAAUACAGAGGACGACAGGAGUCCGACUCCUGUCAGCAACGGAGAAGACCUCGCGCUUUGCUCUCCGCCCAGAACAGAGAAUGAGCUGCGUCUGAAGUUCCACAAGCAGCAGGAGGAAAUCCGACGGUUGAGGGAGCUCCUCAACCAGAGGGACGUGCGCGUCAAACAGCUGGAGCUGGAGAUUAAGAACAUCAAAAACUCCCAGCCUCACCAGAGCUCACCUUAAGACUUGUCUGACCCACGGGGUCACCCCCCCCCCCCCGUGGGACACGUGCAUUACUGUACAAACUUCCUAACCGCAUCUUCACACCACCACACCUCUUCUUAAGGUCCUGACUCACCUCUUUCCUUUUAAUGAGCCCACUACUCACUGCACAGGGGUGAUUUUAAACCUCAACUUGGUGUUUUCUUUCAGUCGGGUGCACAUAUUCUUUGUUCGUAUAUAUACACUCAAACACAUUCUCACCCAGCUGUAACACGAUUUAAAACUCUUUGCACCUAUUGACCUUUACCCCGUUUCUUUUUUAUGCUUCACAGCUAUGCAAAUUAAUUGUAUUUUUUAGCUUUUUUAUGCUCUUUGUAGCUCAGAGAUGAAAAAUGAUGGCUGUGUCUGUCUUGACUGAAUGAUGGGACGGCCUGCGUGUUGUUUAAAAGUUGUUGCCGGGCAGGAGCAGACAUCCUGUGAGAUAAUGCUAUUUUUUUUAAUGCUUGGUGAUUCUUUUUUUGUUUUAAAUAUUUAAACUACUAUAAGUGGAGAAGGCUAUGGUAUUUUAAUGUAUGUGUGGUUGAAUGAGAGUGAUCUAAAUGAAUGGCAAUAUCAUUCCAGCUGUUUUGUGUUCCAUUGAGCUGCAUUUGUUUUUUAGUUUUGGAUGACUGGAAAAUUUACUGGAAAAUGGGUGAAUAAUCAACCCGUUUUUACAGCAGCUAUUGUGCAAGCCAAUUCUGUACCUGAUGCUAUGUAGCAGUAAAGUUUUAUAUUUAUUUUAAAAUGCAGUCAAAGGAAAAAUACCAUUUAAUCAAGUACUUGAAUUUGCGAUUGCAAUUUUGCAAAUACAGCAUGCAAACUGUUUUAAAAAGGCUAAAAAGCCUGCUAGCUGUUGUUCCCUGAUGUGGAGUCACUGUGAAGAAACUAUUUAAAGCCAUUGUAGUACGGAGCCUUGCACCACUUUUGGGUUACUUUGGGAUCCACUAGCUUUCAGUUAUGAAUGUCUUUGGAUGUCUUUUAUUGCUCUCUCUUAAAAUCUGAAACAUGACACUGGGGUUUUCUCUUCAUAUUUUAAGUUGAAUGAGUAUCUGCUACUGUAGUGGAUAGUAAAAGUAAAAUACAUUUUUUCAGUAAAUGUACUGAUCCUGAGUCAGGAUCCUGCGUUACACUGGCGAUAUAAUGACCAGCUCUCUCUACAUUAUUCCUCACAUAUUACUAUCUCAAAUUCUGUAAGAUUGCCCAGUCAUAUGCAGGACCUGUUGAGUUGUUGAAUUCUAACAAAAUAAUUAUUGAGCUUGACGUUGUCUCUAUUUAAGGUCUAUUAAUGGCUUGUUCUGGAGCUUUAAGCGGUUUUCAAUAGAAGAUGAGGUUUAUAAGUAAGUGGACCUUGAGUAGAGACACCGGUAGUUGUUUUUGUCAACUGCUGUUUCCAGUGACAAGAAUGAAUUGUAAAGCAUAAUUUUAGGACAACAGGGAUGAUAAAGCCUAAAAACAGAUAAGUAGAUACUAUAUUUUUUUUUUUUGAAGAUGAAGAGAGAUUCCCAGUAUGAUGCUUCAGCUUUGAAAUAAGAUUGUGGAAGAGAAGAGUUCUAUAAGCACAGUUCUAUAAAUAGAAAUGUGUUUUUCCUCAAGGUACUUCUGAAUGGUGGUCAUAGUGCUGUCAGUACAUCAUAUUUGUUGCUUUCAGAAUUUAAACAUUCCCUUGUCUCUAAUCUCUAUGUACGCUGCCCGUUUAGUUGUUAUUACUUAGAUUUCCUCAUGGGGGCAGUAGAAACUACGCACUAUACCUUUUUUUUUUUUUUUAAGGAAUAAUUUUCUGAUUGGCAUGUAAAUGUGCAUAGAUGUUGCAGAAGUGUUUGCAGAUAUUAGGUAACACAAACAAUAUAGCUACUGAUCUUAAGAUAACCAGAUACUGCACACAUUAUCAUGCAUGCCUGUAUUUAGUAUGUAGUCAGGGGGACAAGCACCAUAAUUAUAUUCUAGGCUUACAUUUCAUGGCCACAUGGAAACUGCCACACCAACCCACACCUAGCCUACAGACACACUGGCCUCGAUACAAUUGUGAACCUUUUGACCUCUGGCAGGACAGUUCUAGCACAGCUUCAUCUCUGGCUGACUUUUGUCCUGGAGCAGCAACACCCACUGCUGUGGGUGGAUGGCGAUCACAUUCCCACUGUGCACUGCUGCUUUUACCGUCGCCCAGUGGACUUGCUCAAGGACUGAUUUGGUUGUUUGACCAAAUCACAACAGUUGAAGGUGACAGUUUUCACUUCCAGAGCCAUUCCAGAUUAAUCAUGUCUAAGUUUCCUCAAUAUUUUUUCAAAUAUUUGUCGUAUUCAAUAUUCUUUUUGGAAAUUUGUUGUAAAAUUGUUCUCCCUCUCAAAAGUCUGACUGGAAAUGCAAAUGAAAAAGGAUUGUUUAAAGUGUCUGCCAAAAUUGUGCAUUCAAAGAACAAUCAUAGCUUGGGAAUUAAAUGCUUUAUGUAGUUUAUACCACACAUAAAUACUGCAUAUUUAUAGC